AUGGCGUGGACGUUGCCGCUUCUGGGGUUCCUGCUCCUUCUGCGGGGCUGUUCUGGUGAGUACUUUGGGGGGCUUAAUGCCAAAGCAGUUCACACAGACCCUGGUAAAAGCUGCAGGGAGGACGGAGAUGAAGACCUCUGCAGCCCUUUCUGCUUCCUCAAUGAAUUCAGGUGCCAAAACGGGGAGUUCGUACCUGAGCUUUGGACCUGCGACGGCUACGACGACUGCGGAGAUGACAGCGACGAAACUGGGUGCCUUUGCCAGUUCUUCCAGUGCAAGAACGGGCACCGGGUCGAGGAGGAUGAACUUUGUGAUGGGGACGACAACUGUCGGGACGGCAGCGACGAAGCCGGCUGCGCCUGCACCGACAGCCAGUUCCAGUGCGCCAACGGGCGCUGCGUGCCCCUCGAGCUGAGCUGCGAUGGGUUUGACCACUGCGGGGAUGACAGCGAUGAAGCCAACUGCACCUGCGUCGAGUCCCAAUUCCGAUGCCGGAACGGACGAUGCAUUUACGAGUUUUGGACCUGCGAUGGCGUUGACCACUGCCUGGACGACAGCGAUGAAGCCAAUUGCACUUGCGCCAGCGACCAGUUCACGUGCAAGAAUGGGCGCUGCAUCCUCCAACUUCUCGCCUGUGAUGGGGAAGACCACUGUGGGGACAACAGCGACGAGGAGGAUGCCCUCUGUGCCAUCCAGGGCUCCACUGCACACUCUCUCGCCUAUUUCCGCACAGUAUUGACCACGUUCGGUGAGGGGUUGCCCCGUUUCAUAGAAGUGGGCUACGUGGAUGGCCAGCCCAUUGAGUACUUUGACAGCCACACAAGGAGGGUCGUCCCUCGGGCAGCCUGGAUGGAGGAGAACCUCAAUGAGCAGUACUGGAAUGAGCAGACCGAUCUGGUGCACGUCAAUGAGAGAUGGCUUCGGGAUUACCUCUUGAUUCUGCAGAAUUAUUACAACCAGACCAGGGGGUUUCACACCUUCCAGUGUGUCCAGGGCUGUGAGUUGAGUGAAGACCAGACCAAAAGAAGGUAUUAUCACAGGGAAGCCUAUGACGGGAGGGACAUUGACAGAAGGGCCCACGAGGAGACGGGUCACUGGAAGUACUUCCGGCACGAGGACUGCACAGAAGAGCUGAAGGAAUACUUGGGCUAUGAGAGAAAAGCCCCGCAGAAGAAAGAACCCCCAACGGUGAAAGUGACCCACCGGAAGAGCAACGGCAGCCGGGAGACCCUCCUCUGCCAGCUCUAUGGCUUCUACCCCAAGCAAAUCGAGGCUGCCUGGAGGAAGGACGGGGCGGUUUGGGAGCAGGAGACUCUCCACGGGGGUGUCGUCCCCAACUCGGACGGGACCUUCUACACCUGGCUCAGUAUCCGGAUCGACCCGCAGGACAGGGGCCGCUACCGAUGCCACGUGGAGCACGUUGCCCUAAAGCAACCUGGUGAGUGA
Heteronotia binoei (common prickly gecko) is the source of this 1446-nucleotide messenger RNA. Its product is annotated as class I histocompatibility antigen, F10 alpha chain-like. The record is from RefSeq and is a predicted model, not a curated record. Gene Ontology annotation, cellular component: external side of plasma membrane. Gene Ontology annotation, biological process: immune response. The coding region runs from base 1 to 1446 and encodes 481 amino acids. The transcript is spliced from 5 exons. NCBI's taxonomy places the organism in Eukaryota, Metazoa, Chordata, Lepidosauria, Squamata, Gekkonidae. Gene Ontology annotation, molecular function: protein binding.